UACUCUUCCUGUUUUGACUGGUCCUGAUCGAGCGAGUGAAACUCAGAAGUAAACAGAAAAGGAGAUCGAGGAACAGGUGUCAGAGUCACAUACAGCAGAAAAAAUGGGAAGAAAGAAAAUACAAAUUUCUCGUAUUCUGGACCAGAGGAAUAGACAGGUGACCUUCACCAAGCGUAAGUUUGGUCUGAUGAAGAAGGCGUAUGAGCUGAGCGUGCUGUGUGACUGCGAGAUCGCCCUCAUCAUCUUCAACAGCACCAACCGGCUGUUCCAGUACGCCAGCACAGACAUGGACAAAGUGCUGCUCAAGUACACAGAGUACAGCGAGCCACACGAGAGUCGCACCAACACGGACAUACUGGAGACCCUGCGUAGGAAAGGCCUGGGUCUAGAUGGCUCAGAGCUCGACAAUGAGGAGAGCAUGCAGGUGGCCACAGACAAAUAUCCUCUCAGCGAGGGCAUGGAUCUCUCUGUGGCACGCCAGCGCUUCCAUGCUCCAUCACUGCUCUCCCCAGAGGCGCAGUUCCUGGUGUCUUCAGGCUGUGAAAACGGCUUCCCCAACUCCUCCGGAUCCAGCAUGGCAUCCCAGAGACCCCCAGUCUUUAAAUCUAUCAGCUCCAGACCCGGUUCUGCCAGCCCUGCCGCACCACACGCACACACUGCAUUCAUGUCUCCAAACUCAGGUAUCGGAUACUCCAUGUUCUCCCACGGCAACCUGAACCGAGCUCUGGACAUGAAAAACCCUCCUCCUCUGAGCCUGGGCAGCGAGAACCUGCGGGGUGAUGCUCCUAGUCAGGCCAUGGCUACGACACGUGCUAACCACAACUCUGCUAGGGGUCUCUUGUACCAAGGUCUGCACAGCAGCAACUCCAUGGUAACCAUGGGCAAGACGGGGCUGCUGGGCCACAGUUUGGGAGGCUACGGCCUCCCCUCCCCUGGAGCUUCUGAGUAUAGCCACCCUGGGUUUUAUCACUCUGUUAGUCUACAACGAGGAGCAUUGAACCCCUGGCAAGCAGCACAGCAGCCUCAGGAGCCCCAUGGGCCCCAUUUAAGCCCAGGGAUGUCCAGUGGAGGGUGCUCCUUCCCCUCUCAGUCUUGCUCCUCGACGUCUCCACAUCUGCCCUCCCUCAGCCUCAGCAUCAAAUCGGAGCGUCGCUCUCCUGAGCACAUGUCCUCACCCACCUCCCCUCCUCUACAGCACCUCAGACAGCACUCUCCAAUGAGCGACCCCGAUUCGGCUUGCCAUACCCCUCCAGAAACCCGGCCGGCCAAUGAGGCGAAGGAGUUUCCCAAAGCUGGCUACCCACAAAACGAAGAGGAAGGAGGGCCGCCGCUCAGGCAGUUAGAGAUGAGUGACGGCUGGCAGAGAUAGCUGGCUGCUGCAGUCUACCACCAUCUCCCAUUCAAUCAGCUAUCUUCCAUCAAAACCAGCGCUCUAUUACACACACGCACACACACAAACACACAAACACACACACACACACACACACACGGAAGAUAGCGAGAUGGGGUCCAUUUGUCCCCAUCAUCCCAGAGAGGAAUACCUCUCUUUGUCUCCUCACACAGAGCUGGUCUCUCCUGGGCAAAUUAUUUUUUUCUCUGCAUCACUUGAUUGAUCCCAUGAGGAGACAGAUGCAUACAGACAUUUGCUUUUUGUUUGGUUAGGUUUAGUUUUCUGUGUGGAGAUAAUGUGAAUCAGAAAAAAACACAAUUUGAAAUUUGUUCGUUUAGUUCUGUGACUUUGUUGAAGUUAGCUACAGCAGCACAGCGGGACCAACUGAAUUUCUCCAAAAGGGUAAAACGUGUCUACGUACAUACAGGUGUUUGGCUUUCAAAGCAGCCUUCAGUGUUUGACCUUGGUUUGGUGUGAAAAUUGGAAAAGAGCUGUAAAACUACACUCCACUGUCUUUCUCUAAAUGUUACAGUGAAAAGCACAUGGGAAUGGAAAACCCAAAAACCCCAAAAACCUUCUUACACCAGCCAGAAUAAACCACAUUGUCUCUGUGUACAGUAAACCUCAACACCUUGUGUCCCUGUUGUUAUGUAAACUCAAAUUUUUUUACCUUUACCCCAAAAUUAGUUGCAUGGUCUCCCCACAUAAAACUAGUUAGACAACACUUGAGCCUUGGCCUUGUUUGAAAUAGGGAAAUGUGCCUGGACACUAGGACACAUUGAAGGAGAGGUGCAUAUUUUUUAAGGCUCGCAUUCAUAUGUGCAUUGAAAUUGUUAUUGCUCAUCGUAAUUGCUCCUGCUGUCCAUACUGGCUGUGAAAAGAGCCCUUCAUAAUGGCAUUCUAAUUUAAGAAAUGUGGGACAAAAUUAAUUCAUUAUGCACAAAAAAGCAUUCUAAAAUCCAGCUAGUCUGGGGCUUUAGUAGUCUGAUUCAGUCAGAUCGAGUUGGCAUCUUUCGUUUUUUGAAUACUUGAAUUAAAUAAUUUCCUUGUUGUGUUUGCUCAGUAUUCGAGGGACAUUGAGGUCAAGUUUAUUUGUACAGGAUAUCUCACACAGAAGAAAAAGUGCUUUACAGAGAAACACAAAUGAAUUUUUGUACUCAAAAUACUGCUUAAAAUGCAGUUCUAUACAAAAAGAGGACUGUUGGUUUUGUCCCGAAUCUCUGGAAUCACAUUAACAGAGGAUCUCUUCAGGGACUAUAUGGACAGGAGGAAAAAUUAAAGUGGCCAAAAAAUCCUUCAUUGUGCAUAUGGACAUGUGGACGUAGGAUUGAAAAAAUGUGAACCUGUCCUUUAAAAAGCUCAGAUCUCAGGAAUUUGGAUGAUUGUCUCCUUAGAGAGUUUAAAAAAUGAAUGAUUUGUUGUUUGUUUGUAAGACUAUUAUGGUGGAUAUGGCAUUCUUGCAAAUAAUAAUAGUUUCAUAUUUUUAAUAUUUCAUUAACAAAAUUUAUGGAAAUCUACUUCAAAUAAAGACCAAAGAGUUGAAAUAUUGUCCCCAUGCAUUGCAAUCAAAAACUAUAACACCCAAAGAUGUAUGUAUGUCUAUAGCAGGCCUAAUUUGAUUUAAGCAAUUUAAGAAUGGCAUCAAUUACUUUUUCUGAGGGGCAUAAUUUAGUGAGUGCAUAUUGAUUUUUAGAAAUAUAUGAGACACUGUGUAAUGAACGAGUAUUCAUAGACUAUUUCAUAAAAUGAAAACACAAAUUACAUUUUGCUUAUCGAGGAAUGUUUGGUUUUCAUUACACCUGUAAAUUUACUUUGCACUGUGUUUUUGUGCACUGGACAUCUGCUCGCUUUAGUUUGGCCAGUUCAACUUUUCUUCUGCAUGUGACAACAUAUGCUCAGAAUCCAGGUGGGAAUGAAAUUACCCUUAUUGUCCACAAGGGGUCGUCUUCUUUAACAUCAUUUAGAUUUGAAGGAGAAUUUGCAGAGCAGGGCCUCAAAUAUCAAUGAUUACUUAGCUAAUGAAUCUCUUUGACAAGUAGCAGGCUCACUGGUUCACCCUGAAGACAUUUAACAAAUACAUCGUGACAAACUCUGCAUCGAUUCAGUGAGAUGCAGUGAGCGGGCCGGUGGAGGGCUUCAAGUUCAAGUGCUGCUGUGGAAUUAGCUCUUUUUUUUUCAUUUUUUAUUAAAUGUAGUUAUGUGGAUUAAUAUCAGCAUGAAAAACCAAGUUAUCAGUAUUCUGAUGUUUUGGAUUUAGUUUUUAUAUGUUUGCAGAAUGCUU
Xiphias gladius (swordfish) is the source of this 3671-nucleotide messenger RNA. RefSeq names its product myocyte enhancer factor 2b (gene mef2b). The coding region runs from base 104 to 1369 and encodes 421 amino acids. NCBI's taxonomy places the organism in Eukaryota, Metazoa, Chordata, Actinopteri, Istiophoriformes, Xiphiidae. Gene Ontology annotation, biological process: positive regulation of transcription by RNA polymerase II. Gene Ontology annotation, molecular function: RNA polymerase II cis-regulatory region sequence-specific DNA binding; protein dimerization activity; DNA-binding transcription factor activity, RNA polymerase II-specific. The record is from RefSeq and is a predicted model, not a curated record. The transcript has 9 exons.